Messenger RNA from Aspergillus piperis CBS 112811, 453 nucleotides. RefSeq lists its product as uncharacterized. The record is from RefSeq and is a predicted model, not a curated record. Bases 1 to 453 code for a protein of 150 amino acids. The transcript is spliced from 2 exons. NCBI's taxonomy places the organism in Eukaryota, Fungi, Ascomycota, Eurotiomycetes, Eurotiales, Aspergillaceae.
AUGCCAUUGUAUGAAAUCGAUCACAGCAUCCUCCUGAACAAAUUACAGCGUGAUGAACUUGUCCAGGCCAUCACCCACAUCCACACUCACAAGUUUGCCACUCCUAGCUUGUUCGUGAAUGUCCGCUUCACAGAUGCCAAUAGCCAGCAUAAUUAUGUGGCUGGCAAGGAGCGUGCCAUCAACCGCAUCAUGGCAUAUGUUCGGGCGGGUGGGAUACGAACAAUGGCCGACUUUGAUGACCUUGCACAGCGUCUCUCGGAGGCUUGGGGUAAGGUCGUGAAUAAGAACGGGAAGGGUUACAAGGAGAGACAACUGAAUGCCGUGUUUGUGUUGGGUGCAAUCACGACAGGCACGGAGAGCGGGUUUCUGUUGCCGCGGGUACAGAUACUAUUGUUUGAUCAUGCAGACGUUGGCUUUAAGUGUGGAAAGCAGUCUUUGUUGGGAUUAGGCUAA